Cercospora beticola is the source of this 2097-nucleotide messenger RNA. RefSeq lists its product as uncharacterized. Lineage: Eukaryota; Fungi; Ascomycota; Dothideomycetes; Mycosphaerellales; Mycosphaerellaceae. Gene Ontology annotation, biological process: L-arabinose metabolic process. The record is from RefSeq and is a predicted model, not a curated record. Gene Ontology annotation, molecular function: alpha-L-arabinofuranosidase activity.
AUGAAGCAAGCAUUGGUGGGUGCAGCCUGCAUUGCCAGCUGUACAGCUGUGGAUAUUCGUGUCGCAUCCUCUGGCGGAAACCUUACUGGCAAGUUUGGGCAUCCUUAUGGUUAUGGCUUCCUCCACGAGGACAUCAAUAAUUCCGGCGAUGGCGGCAUCUACGCAGAAUUAAUUAGAAACCGAGCGUUCCAGUACAGCCCUGAGUUCCCAGUAUCUACUACCGGGUACUUUCCUAUCGGCGGCGCUGAGCUGAGCAUCGCCAACUUGAGUGAGCCUCUUUCACAAGCCCUGCCGGCUUCUUUGCAAGUCACAGCUGGCAACGGCAGUGGCCAGGUAGGAUUUGAAAAUGAAGGCUAUUGGGGUAUGGACGUCAGGCAGCAAAGGUACACCGGAUCUUUCUGGGUCCGCGGAGGGUACAAUGGCUCCUUUAUUGCAUCUCUGAAGUCAAACUUGACAGAUGAUGUUUUCGGAUCUGUUGAAGUCGAGUCUCAAGCCACGCCAGACGAAUGGGUUGAACACACCUUUGAGCUUGUCCCAGAUCGCGAUGCUCCGAACUCCAACAACACAUUCUCUCUCACUUUCGAUACAGCAGGCGUGGAGGGCGAUACGCUGGACUUCAACUUGAUCAGCUUGUUCCCGCCAACUUACAAAGACAGAAAGAAUGGGCUUCGUAUUGACAUCGCACAAGCCUUGGCGGAUAUGAACCCACAUUUCCUCCGCUUCCCAGGUGGUAACAUGCUCGAGGGUCUCACGAACGACACAUACUGGGACUGGAAAGACACUCUCGGACCAUUGAAAGAUCGUCCUGGGUUCCAAGGUGUGUGGGAUUAUCAGCAGACCCACGGCUUGGGCAUCAUGGAAUACCUCUACUGGGCCGAAGACAUGGGUCUCGAGAUAGUCCUUGGUGUCUGGGCUGGUCUUGCGUUAAACGGCGAUGUCACUCCUGAAGCUGAUAUCCAGCCUUUCAUUGACGACGCCCUCAACGAGAUCGAGUUCGUACGAGGCUCGGCCGACACUACCUGGGGCGCCCGCAGAGCAGAACUCGGUCAUCCAGAGCCGUUCGAAUUGAACUACGUCGAAAUUGGCAACGAAGACUGGCUCGCAGGGUAUCCAGGAGGUUGGGACAGCUACCGCCAAUACCGCUUUCCACUCUUCUACAACGCAAUCAGAGAGAAGUAUCCAGACAUCCAAGUCAUCUCCUCCGCUGCUACAUCCGACCCUGUCUCUGCGCCCGAAGACGCUCUCGAUUUCCCUCCAGAUGCCAUCGGAGACUAUCAUCCCUACAGAACCCCCAACGAGCUUGUCGAGGAGUUUGAUCGCUUCGACAACGACAUCGGCCACAUCGUUGGCGAAGUCGCCGCAACGCACGUCAACGGCGUGACCGAGCCUCGCUGGGAAACUGGUCUGUACUACUACCCAUGGUGGCAAGGUGCCGUGGGCGAAGCAGUCUCUCUCAUCGGCUACGAACGCAACUCCGACCGCAUUCCAGGAACCUUCUACGCUCCUGUCCUCAAGAACGAAAAUCGCUGGCAAUGGGCCAUCACCCUGAUCCAGUUCGCCGCUGAUCCAAGAAUGACGACGAAGGCCGUGACGUGGUACUGCUGGUCUCUUUUCGCCCACCAUCCUAUCACCCACACUCUUCCCGCGCCAUCCAAUUCCAGCUUCGGACCUGUCUACUGGGGUGCCGGCAAAGACGAAUCCCGCAAUGACGCUUUCGUCUGGAAGGGUGCUGUGUACAACACCACGAACAGCAGCAGCGUGCCUAUUUCGGUACACUUUGAAGGUAUCACAGAAGGCACAUUGGCGAACUUGACGGUUUUGACGAACUCUGGCGAGAAUGGAUAUGCUUACAAUGAUCCUCACACUGGCAUCAAUGUCGUUGAGACCACAACGUCCAUUUUGACAGCUGGCGCGGGAGGUGUUUUCAGCUUUACCUUGCCUGAGCUGAGUGUUGCGGUUUUGGACACCGAUCAGGCCGGUGUUGGGAAUGGCGGGAACGGGACUUCGCCUUCGCCGCCGCCAGGAUACGGAACUCCUCCAGGGUAUGGCAAGCCACCUGGGUACGGAAAGCGAUCAUUGAGACGCUUCGCGGCUUGA